Messenger RNA from Rotaria sordida, 804 nucleotides. NCBI's taxonomy places the organism in Eukaryota, Metazoa, Rotifera, Eurotatoria, Philodinida, Philodinidae. The record is from the annotation of a GenBank genome assembly.
AUGACAAAACAACGACGUUCAUUUUUUGUCGAUGAUAUCUUACAUAUGGUAAUGCCAAUUAAGAAAAAUAUUCAUUGUUCAAAUGAAAAUAAUGAUUUAAAACGUAAACAAUCAAUAAAUUUAGAAGAUGGUAAUAGAAAUGAACAUGAACAAAAAUCAAAGAAAAAAUUUCGAUUUCAUAAUUAUGAAAAAAAUAAUAAUAAAAAAGAAGAUGACAAUGACGAAUCAAAUUAUUCUCAAAUAAUUGAUAUGAUGAGAGAUGAUAAUACAACUGAAGAAGAAGAAGAAGAAUCUCGUUUAAGUAAUAAUAGCAACAACAUUGAUAACAAUAGUGAUGAUGAAUUGUGUGCAUCAAGUUCUUGUUUGACGGCAAUUAAUUUACGACAAAAUAAAAAACAACGUAAACCACGUACAGCUUUUACAGAUGCUCAAUUAAAUACAUUAGAAAAAACUUUUGAACGACAAAAAUAUUUAAGUGUACAAGAACGUUUAGAACUUGCUAAUCGUCUUCAUUUAUCUGAUACACAAGUUAAAACAUGGUAUCAAAAUCGAAGAACUAAAUGGAAACGACAAGCAUGUCUUGGUCUUGAAUUAUUUUCUGGUAAUACAUUACAACGAUGGAUAGAACGACAACCACAUUUAUUUGCUGCUGCGGCUGCUGCUGCUGCUGCCUAUCAAUCUUCAUCAGAUGCGACUAAUGUUAUCGGUCAACAUUUUUUAAAUGAUAGCAAAUUAACAAUAGCUACCAAUCGUAAUACUCAUAGGUUUUCUUCUACAAGUCUGAAUUUACAUCGUCAAGCAUAA